This is a messenger RNA of Annulohypoxylon maeteangense, 1659 nucleotides long. Its product is annotated as MFS general substrate transporter. The transcript is spliced from 3 exons. Gene Ontology annotation, molecular function: fluconazole transmembrane transporter activity. Lineage: Eukaryota; Fungi; Ascomycota; Sordariomycetes; Xylariales; Hypoxylaceae. The record is from RefSeq and is a predicted model, not a curated record. The coding region runs from base 1 to 1659 and encodes 552 amino acids. Gene Ontology annotation, biological process: xenobiotic detoxification by transmembrane export across the plasma membrane.
AUGUGGGACGCCGUUCGCGAGUCCAGUAUCGGACAAAUCACACGUCUCGUCUUCCGCCGCCCGGACCUCCUCCCCUACCCCGAAGAGCUCGACUCCUUCGAACUGCCGGCCUGUCUGAGCUGGAGCCCUAGCGUCCUGCUGGACAGCAAGCUAGAAGACGAGUUGAAGAAGCAGGAAGGACGAUCGCGGCGCGUGGAACAGUAUGUCUUCUCGACAGACGCACCCCGCAAUAAUGGCCCGGACCCGGUGAUAGUAGACUGGUACUCGCCGUCCGACCCAUCGAACCCGCAAAACUGGACUUUCGCCAAGAAAGUCUGGAUCACGACACAGAUGGGUCUGUACACUUUCGCCGUGUACAUCGGCUCCUCUUUAUACGCGCCCAGCGAAGCAGCAGUAAUGUCCACCUUCAACACAUCCUACGAAGCCGCAACUCUCGGCAUCGCACUCUACGUCGCGGGCUACGGCCUCGGUCCCCUCCUCUGGGCGCCUCUCUCCGAGAUCCCGGCCAUAGGCCGCACUUCGAUCUAUACGGUCACGCUGUUCGUGUUCGCAUGGCUAGCGCUCGGCGCUACCGUAGUGAAUAGUUUCGGCGGGUUGCUAGCGCUGCGGUUUCUCCUCGGUUUCUUCGGGUCGCCGUGUCUGGCCGCCGUAGGCGCUACUCUAGACGACAUGUUCGCGCCAUGGAAGUUGCCGUACGUGCUAACGAUCUGGUCUGCGUCGGCGACGCUGGGGCCCGCGCUCGGUCCCAUCGUGUCCGGAUUUGCCGUGAGCGAGAUGGGCUGGCGGUGGAGUGGCUGGGAGCUCUUCUGGCUCGCUGCCCCUGUCUGGCUUCUCAUGUUCCUGACGCUUCCCGAGACGAACCCAGAGACAAUCCUGCACCGUCGCGCAAUGCGGCUGCGCGCGUGCGCAGGCCGCUCCGAUAUAACGUGCGAGGCGGACCUCAGGCGCGCACACAUGCUGACGACGCGGCAGAUCGUCGUCGAUGCGCUGAUAAAGCCGUGGGAAAUCAACGCUCUGGACCCGGCGGUUUUGUAUACCACCGUCUACGCCUCGGUUCUCUACGGGACGUAUUAUUCCUUCUUUGAAGCGUUUCCCCUCGUCUUUACCGACAUGCACGGGUUUAACUUGGGGGAGUCCGGACUGCCGUUCCUGGCGUUCAUGCCAGGCUUGGUGAUCGCCAUAUCGGGGUACAUAAUCUGGUUCCGGCUGCAGGUAGAGCCUAAGAUGCACAAGGAAGCCCCGCCCUUAUACGGCGAUCCAGAAAGUAGGCUAUUCCCUGCCGUGGCGACGACGAUACUUGGUCCCAUUGGAUUGUUCAUUUUCGCGUGGACUUCGCGUCCCGAUAUCCAUUGGAUCGUACCCAUCAUAGGCCUCAUGGUGCUCUUCAUUUGCUUCGUAAUUGCCUUUCAGUGUAUGAAUUUUUAUAUCGCGCGGUGUUAUCCGAAAUAUUCGGCUUCCAUAUUUGCCGCCAACACGUUCGCCAGGAGUUGCUUUGCCGCGGGUUCGAUCUUGUUCUCGAAGCCUAUGUAUGAUAAACUCGGCGUCGGUGGCGGCGUAAGCGUGCUAGGAGGUCUGUCAGUUCUUUGCGCGGGUGGUAUGGUCUUCCUUUGGCGUUACGGCGAUAAAUUGAGGCUCAGAAGCAGAUUCGCUCAAUCUUAA